AUGGAGGGCAGAAGAACCGUAUUGAACAGCGGGACCUCGAAUAAUGGUACUAGUAUUAAAGGUUUGCAGUUAUUCAUCGCUGAUCUAAGAUCGUCCCAGCAUUCAGAUGAGCACGAAAAGAGAAUUCAGUCUGAGAUUAUCAAAAUAAAACAGCAUUUUGAGUCAGCCGGUAAGAAAAGUCCUAGCGGACAUGAUAAAAUUGGAGGUUAUCAACGUAAGAAGUAUGUGGCCAAGCUAGCGUACAUUUACAUUACAUCCAAUACGAAGAAGCUUAAAGACAUUUUAUUUGGGUUAGACCAGACGGUACUCUUAAUGCAAUCUAGGUUUUAUUCUGAGAAGUAUAUGGCAUAUAUGAUCUUCGAACUACUGUACAAGCACCCUGAAGUGAUCUCGAGAGUAGGUGACAGGGUCACACAGACACUUUUGAAGGAUUUGGCUUCGAAUGAGGAUAAUUUUGUUGCCCUUGCCUUAAACUUCAUAGGUGUAGUUGGUAAAUUGGAUCACGAAUUGGCAUUAAAUGAAGAUGUCGUUUCGCAUGUUUUUCAAAUACUAAGAUCACCUACCUCGCUCCAGUAUUUAAAGAAGAAAUCUGCUUUAUCUUUCCUAACAUUACUGAAGUGCAAUAAGGCCAUUUUGACUAAUGAUCAACAGCGCAAGCAAUUAUGGAUACAGCGAAUAUUAAGCCUGUUGGACGAUACGCAUAACUAUAGACUGAUGUUACCGGUGCUUCCUUUGGUUGAAUACAUAGCGAAAAACAUUGAUCCUGGCUGUUGUAUAAGAUUGCUGCCACAACUAACACAAAUCCUUCACAACUGUGUUGUUACUGGAACACGUUCAGCAGGCGGUACGCCCUUCCCCCAAGAAUUCAAAUUCGCUAAUGUACCCAACCCAUGGCUUAUAACGAAGAUUGUCUCCCUGCUGAGUUUGUUGAUAGUUUCCUCCACGGAAGUCAGCAACAAUUCAGCGCAGCUUCUUCAUCCAAGUAAUAUAGAUCGAGAAACUUUAGGGAAAUUGAGGAUGUGCGUAACUAGGGCUAUUGAACUUGGUACAAAGCAGUGUAAUGAUGCUAUGGAACGUCUUGUGUUGAAUACAAUACUGUUUUCUUUGAUUAAUUUCGCUUCAAAGCUGGAUCCCUCUAAUGAAGCAAUCAGCAACUCUGUUACCGCCUUAUGUUCACUGCUUUCUUCGGCAGAGAUUAAUAUUCGUUACUUGACCUUAGAUUCUCUGGUAAAGCUCUGUUCAUUAAACGGAAAACCAGCUAUCGACACUGUGCGUUAUGAAAACCUUGGCUUGAUUUUCCAUCUGCUUAAUACUGAGAGUGACUCCUCGAUCGUCCGAAAGGUGGUUGAUUUACUCUAUACAUUCACAGAUGCGGACAAUGUCAAAGUUAUAGUUGAUGAACUGUUCAAUUAUAUCUCAUCAACAAGGCGAAUGACAGAUCCUACAAUAAAAUCUGAUAUUGCAGUCAAAGUUGCAAUCUUGACCGAAAAAUAUGCUACAGAUACCAACUGGUACAUUCUCGUAUCACUGAAGCUACUUUCGCUGACUUCAACGGCGUCUUUGAAUGAUGACGAAAUAUGGCAGCGCCUAUGCCAAAUCGUUGUUAAUAAUCCGCAAUUGCACAAAAUGACCUGUGAGCAGUUGGUCGACUACCUCUAUAUGAAUCAUGCUAGUGAGGCUAUUGUCAAGGCUGGGGCAUUUUUGCUCGCAGAAUAUGGGAAUUUAAUAAGCGAAAAGGUAUCAAUUGGAGAUUUAUUCAAUCUAUUCACUGACAAAUAUUUCAUUGUAUCCAAUAUCACAAAGGCAAUGAUUUUGACUACUAUGAUAAAACUGUACAGAUUUGAGCCCAGGAUUGAAUCAGUGGUGAUAAAGUUCUUUCAACUUGAGCUUAAUUCACUAGAUAUCGAAUUACAGACGAGAUCCUACGAAUAUUUGAACUUGAUUCAACUUUCCAAGUUAAAUGGUGACAUGGCUUUGCUGGAUGCGCUCUUCGCUCCCAUGCCACCCUUCAAUACGAAAUCAAAUCCUCUUUUGAACAGGUUGGGAAACUUACCAUCUUCAGGUGGCAGCGCAACGCUACUGGACUCUGUGAGACCAAUCCGCAUAGAGGACGAUGGUGCUAAUGGAGCUGCAACGACAAUGACUGAGAAACCGCCUCCUCCGCCUUCGAGACAAAGUAAUACGGCGCUAUCUAGUAGUACGGCAAACGAUGGCCCAAGCCAAUAUUCACACCAGAAUUUGUCUGCUAAGUGGGAGGAAGGGUUUGCGAGAAUGCUCUCGCACAAAAAGGGUGUUCUUUAUACUUCUCCAAUGUUAAGGGUCUUAUACUCGAUCAAUACUGUCGAUUCACAACCAUCUCAUCUCAAAAUUGCAUUAACAUACGUUAAUCAGGCUGAAUGGGAUAUAAAAGGGCUCUCGACAGAGUUCUUCGCAUCAAAGAUUGGGAAUAAUCCUGAAUAUGUGCUACAAAACAUUGGGGCUCCAUCCGCUAUAGAAAUCCUACCACACAAACGAGCAGAACAAAGCAUAGAAGCAGUUGUUAGAAAACCGUUCAGUGUGAAUGAUAGUCCGAUAAUUAAAAUUUAUUUCAGCUGUGGUGGUUCUUCCAAUUCAGUCGUUCUGAAAUUGGCAGUUGGAUUGACGAGUACAAUGCUAACUGAUAACAGAAACAGUUCAAUAACACCGUUGCAAUUCGUGACAAGAUGGAGAAAACUGCGGGAAGCACUUGGUGAAGAAGGUGAGUUUACACUGGAUAACAUUAAUGUGAGAAGAAGAAAGUCGAGAACACCAGGUAAUAAAAGCGAAAUAGAUUUCAUCACACAGUCCAUUGUGCGAUUGGGAUUUGAUGUUGCGCAGCAGUCCAACAUUGGAAAUACGUUGUUCCUUGCUGGAAUCAUACACACUAAGAGCGAUGGUAAUUUUGGGUGCCUGAUGAAAAUCAAGUAUGAUGACGGUCCAGGACUGGUCAGCAUAACCUGUAAGACAACCUCGCCAGGUCCACUUGCGAAAUAUAUUGUGGAGUGUGUGAAACAUGUAAUGACCAAUUGA
Messenger RNA from Torulaspora delbrueckii, 3048 nucleotides. RefSeq names its product Apl3p (gene APL3). The record is from RefSeq and is a predicted model, not a curated record. Gene Ontology annotation, molecular function: clathrin-cargo adaptor activity. NCBI's taxonomy places the organism in Eukaryota, Fungi, Ascomycota, Saccharomycetes, Saccharomycetales, Saccharomycetaceae. Gene Ontology annotation, cellular component: AP-2 adaptor complex; membrane coat. The coding region runs from base 1 to 3048 and encodes 1015 amino acids. Gene Ontology annotation, biological process: clathrin-dependent endocytosis; intracellular protein transport. The transcript has a single exon.